Molecule: messenger RNA, 1845 nt
Organism: Anolis sagrei ordinatus
Lineage: Eukaryota; Metazoa; Chordata; Lepidosauria; Squamata; Anolidae
Gene: FOXC1
Product: forkhead box C1
Biological process (GO): cell differentiation; anatomical structure morphogenesis; regulation of transcription by RNA polymerase II
Molecular function (GO): DNA-binding transcription factor activity, RNA polymerase II-specific; RNA polymerase II cis-regulatory region sequence-specific DNA binding
Source: RefSeq, a predicted model, not a curated record
GUGGAGGAGGAGGAGGCGGAGGAGGAGGAGGAGGAGGAAGAGGAGACGGCCUUGGCCAGACCUCCGAGGCGCCGCCGGGAAGGGAGGCCAUGCAGGCGCGCUACUCGGUCUCCAGCCCCAACUCGCUGGGUGUCGUGCCUUACCUCGGGGGCGAGCAGAGCUACUACCGAGCGGCGGCUGCAGCAGCGGCGAGUUACGCAGCCAUGCCGGCCCCGAUGAGUAUGUACUCCCCGCACCCUGCGGAGCAAUACUCCAGCGGUGGAGGAGGAGGAGGCGGGGGAGCCAGUUUGGGCCGCCCGUACGGCCCUCCGUACCCGCCUCAACCGCAGCCCAAGGACUUAGUCAAGCCGCCUUACUCCUACAUCGCGCUCAUCACCAUGGCCAUCCAGAACGCGCCGGACAAGAAGAUCACCCUCAACGGCAUCUACCAGUUCAUCAUGGAGCGCUUCCCUUUCUACCGGGACAACAAGCAGGGCUGGCAGAACUCCAUCCGGCACAACCUGUCGCUCAACGAGUGCUUCGUGAAGGUGCCCCGCGACGACAAGAAGCCCGGCAAAGGCAGCUACUGGACCCUCGACCCGGAUUCCUACAACAUGUUCGAGAACGGCUCUUUCCUCCGGCGGAGGAGGCGCUUCAAGAAGAAGGACGCUGUCAAGGACAAGGAGGAGAAAGACAAGCACAAGGAGCAGUCUUCCCGGGCGCAGGAGGCGUCUUCGCAGCCUCCUCCACCCCCACCACCUCCUCCUGUGCGGCUGCAGGACAUCAAGACCGAGAAUGGGGGCUCUGCUGCUACAUCCUCGCCUCCACAAGCGUUAUCCCCACUCGGGGGCCAGCCCGUGCCUAAGAUUGAGAGCCCGGAAAGCUCUAGUACGAGUAGUAGCCUCUCUAAUGGAGGUGGGGAAAGAAGCAGCCCUCGAGGAGGAGGAGGAGGAGGAGGAGGGAGCAGAGGAAUGGCUUUGGCCCCCGCACCACCACCACCACCACCAUCCUCACCAGCAUCAACACCACCUCAUCACCAAGGAGGCUUCAGCGUGGACAACAUCAUCAUGACUUCCUUGCGCGCCUCCCCGCAGCAAGAGCUCCUCGCUGCCCCCGUUUCUUCCGCCUCUUCUUCCUCCUCUUCUUCCUCUUCUAAUGCGGUUUCCAGGACUGGGGUUUUGCCUCCUCCGCCUUCGCUGGCCUUGAGUAGCUGCUACUCCCCGGCUGCGGCGCAGAACUCUCUCUACAGCGCCCCCUGCAGCCAGGGCGCCGGGACUACAGUCAGCCCCAAUAGUAGCAGCAGCUACCAUUGCAAUUUGCAAGCCAUGAGCCUCUACGCUGCCGCCGCUGCCGCCGCCGCAGCCUCCUCUUCUGCCAAUGGGAGCAGCCCCGCGGAGCAGGACCCGCUCCCGGAGUAUAGUUUAGCCGCGAGUAGCAGUAGUAGCGCCUCUUCUCUCAGCCUCAGUCCGCAGGAAAGUGGCAACGGUGGUGGAGGAGGAGGAGGAGGAGGGCGCUUGGCGUCGUGGUACCUCAACCCAGGCGCGUCGGGAGGCGAGUUGACCCACUUGGCGCCCGUCUCCUCGGCCUCGCCGUCCUCCUCCUCGCCCACGGGAUACCCGCCGCCGCCGCCGCCCCACGCGCAGAACUUCCACGCCGUGCGGGAAAUGUUCGAGGCCUCGCAGCGGCUGGGGCUCAACCACUCCCCCGUCAACAACAACGCCAGCGCCAACAACGGAGGAGGAGGAGGCAGCUGCCAAAUGGCUUUCCCCGGCAGCCAGCCCUUGUAUCGCCCCUCCGGCGCCUUCGUCUACGACUGCAGCAAGUUCUGACCCGAGGAGAAACAAGGGCGGGCGGGCGGGGGUUUGG